UUUCCUUCCCUUUGUAGUUCAACUUUCACCUACCCAACACCAUAAUCACGUUUCUUCUUCCCUUCAUUGAGGGAGCAAUAGAGGUCACACAUACAAAAUUCUGAAGGCCAUCACCAACUAUGAUGACAAUGGAGAAAGAAAGUAUGGAGAACAACGAGAAACAUGUGACAGAGAAUGAUCCUAAGAUUAACUACAGAGGAUGGAAGGCCAUGCCUUUUAUCAUAGGAAAUGAAACUUUUGAGAAAUUGGGAGCCAUUGGCACCUUGGCCAAUCUUUUAGUCUAUCUCACUACUGUAUUCAACCUGAAGAACAUCACAGCCACAAAUAUAAUCAACAUCUUCAACGGCAGCACCAACUUUGCUACCUUCAUAGGUGCCUUCUUAUCUGACACCUACUUUGGUCGCUACAAGACAAUAGGAUUCUGCACAUUCACUUCAUUUCUGGGAUUGCUACUGAUACAACUUACAGCAGUAUUUAAAAAUCUGCAUCCACCUCACUGUGGAAAGGAGAUGAAAACAUGCAUAGGACCAACUGCAGGGCAAAUGGCUUUUCUAGUGUCUGGAUUUGGUUUGCUGCUGAUUGGUGCUGCAGGAGUCAGACCAUGUAACUUGGCAUUUGGAGCUGAUCAGUUCAAUCCCAAUACAGAUUCAGGAAAAAAAGGAAUCAACAGUUUCUUCAAUUGGUACUUUUUUACCUUCACUUUUGCCCAGAUGGUGUCUUUGACACUGAUUGUUUAUGUACAGUCAAAUGUGAGCUGGGCAAUAGGGUUGGGAAUUCCUGCUGCUUUGAUGCUCAUAUCUUGUUUGGUGUAUUUCAUGGGGUCCAAAAUCUAUGUCAAAGUUAAACCAAGUGGUAGUCCCAUUACUGGUAUUGUGCAAGUUUUGGUGGUUGCAGUAAAAAAAAGGAGUCUAAAAUUACCUGCAGAGCAUCCAAUGCUUUCCCUCUUCAACUAUGUGCCGCCCAUGAGUGUUAACUCCAAGCUUCCUUACACGUUUCAGUUCAGGUUAUUGGACAAAGCAGCCAUUGUGACCCCAAAAGAUAAAAUAAAACCAGAUGGAUCUGCAGCAGAUCCAUGGAAUCUUUGCAGCAUACAGCAAGUGGAGGAGGCAAAAUGUGUGGUGAGAGUAUUACCUAUAUGGUUUGCAGCCAUUGUGUACCACUUAGUCAUUGUCCAAAUGCACACUCUCCUAGUGUUUCAAGCCCUUCAAUCCGAUAGGCGUCUCAGAAGAAGCAGCAACUUCAAGAUCCCUGGUGCAUCCUUUAAUGUCUUCUUGAUGUUGAGCAUGACCUUGUGGCUGCCAAUCUAUGACAGAAUAGUGGUCCCUUUUCUCCAUCGAAUCACCGGAAAAGAGGGUGGCAUCACACUCCUUCAGAGGAUGGGAAUUGGCAUUUUUCUCUCUGCAUUGUGCAUGCUAGUAGCUGGUGUAGUUGAAGAGCAUAGAAGAAGUUUGGCUCUGACCAACCCUAUAGGAGUGCAACCAAGAAAAGGUGCUAUUUCAUCAAUGUCAGGUCUAUGGUUAAUUCCUCAAUUAGCACUUGCCGGUCUAUCUGAAUCUUUCACUGCUGUUGGACAAGUUGAAUUUUACUACAAGCAAUUCCCUGAGAACAUGAGAAGCAUUGCAGGGUCACUAUUCUACUGUGGCAUGGCAGGGUCAAGUUAUUUGAGCACUCUUCUGAUUUCAAUUGUUCACAAUACUAGUGAGAAAUCUGCAACUGGGAACUGGUUACCAGAAGAUCUUAACAAGGGGAGAUUGGAUUUCUUUUAUUACAUGAUUGCUGCUCUAGAAAUCAUGAAUUUGGGGUACUUUCUAUUGUGUUCAAAAUGGUACAAGUAUAAGGAAACUGCCAGCAGUAGUAACCUUGAACUCAACCAAGUACCCAAACAAUCUGAAACAUCCACUAUUGGUGUUUAAAAUAAGCUAAGGUUAUGUAUGGAAUUAAUAAUAGUAAUAGGUAGAAUAUAAAAAGUAGUGAUCCUUUUUAGACUAAAGUAUUGUAACAUGGAUUAGCAAACUUUUGAUGUAAUAUUCUUAAUUAGAAAGAACGGAGCAAGGGUUACAAAUUACUAUGCAUGUUUCUUUGACGAGAUUUAAGUUUUAAAAAGAAAAAUAAUUUCCCUCCCA
Messenger RNA from Glycine soja, 2123 nucleotides. RefSeq names its product protein NRT1/ PTR FAMILY 2.11-like. The record is from RefSeq and is a predicted model, not a curated record. The transcript is spliced from 4 exons. NCBI's taxonomy places the organism in Eukaryota, Viridiplantae, Streptophyta, Magnoliopsida, Fabales, Fabaceae. The coding region runs from base 120 to 1913 and encodes 597 amino acids. Gene Ontology annotation, molecular function: transmembrane transporter activity. Gene Ontology annotation, biological process: transmembrane transport. Gene Ontology annotation, cellular component: plasma membrane.